Messenger RNA from Magallana angulata, 2049 nucleotides. Its product is annotated as aminomethyltransferase, mitochondrial-like. Gene Ontology annotation, biological process: glycine catabolic process. Bases 104 to 1318 code for a protein of 404 amino acids. The record is from RefSeq and is a predicted model, not a curated record. Lineage: Eukaryota; Metazoa; Mollusca; Bivalvia; Ostreida; Ostreidae. The transcript has 7 exons. Gene Ontology annotation, molecular function: aminomethyltransferase activity; protein binding. Gene Ontology annotation, cellular component: mitochondrion.
CUCGAGGUUCCGGUAUAUCAUCUGCAAGUUUCUCACAUCGUAUGAUCGUAACGGUAACAUCGUUGCGAUUGUAGUGCCAAUUUAAAAGAAAAACGACAUAACAAUGUUGUCAAGGAAACUUUUACCUAAGAAUGUGACAAAUGUCAUAAAAGGGUUUGCAUGCCAAUGUAGAAAUUAUUCGCAAAACGAGACUUUGAAAAAAACCUGUUUGUAUGACUACCAUGUCAAAAAUGGUGGCAAGAUGGUUCCAUUUGCUGGCUGGAGUAUGCCUGUCCAGUAUACAGAGGGUAUAUCAGAGUCUCACCUUCACGUGCGGUCGGCGGCCGGUCUGUUUGAUGUCUCCCACAUGCUGCAGACAAGGGUCACGGGGAGGGAUGGAGUGGCCUUCAUUGAGAGCAUGAUUGUGGGGGAUGUGGGAGGGCUGAGGGACAAUCAGGGCACCCUGUCAGUGUUCACCAAUGAACGGGGAGGGAUUCUGGACGACCUCAUUGUGUCCAAGACGGAGGAAGGGUAUCUGUACGUGGUCUCCAAUGCUGGCUGUGCUGACAAGGACUAUAACAACAUGCAGACACAAGCAGAACAAUGCAGGAAAAAAGGAAUGGAUGUCAAUGUAGAAAUUAUUAGCAAUGGACUUUUGGCCUUACAAGGACCAUCCAUGUCUAGUGUACUGCAGGAGGGAGUAGACUUUGAUCUUAACAAGCUUCCAUUUAUGACCAACAAGAUGGCUACAGUGUUUGGUAUCCCAGAAUGCCGAGUAACAAGAUGUGGGUAUACAGGAGAGGAUGGAGUGGAGAUCUCUGUGAGACCAGACAGGGCUGUGGAUUUGGCCCAGGCUCUCACUGGGUCAUCUAAAGCCAAGGUCAUGCUGAUCGGCCUGGGGGCCAGGGACACACUGCGCCUAGAGGCAGGACUUUGUCUAUACGGCAGUGACAUCGAUGAAACCACAACUCCAGUCGAAGGGUCGCUCACAUGGACUAUAGGAAAAAGAAGACGAGAAGAAGCCAAUUUUCCGGGAGCAUCAGUAAUUUUGAAACAAAUUAAAGAAAAACCUCAGAGGCGACGAGUUGGUUUCAUAUCCUCAGGUGCCCCUGCAAGAGGACACACCAAAAUUUAUGAUGAGUCAGGCUCUAGUUUGAUUGGUGAGUUAACAAGUGGUUGUCCCUCUCCAUCUUUGAAAGAAAAUGUCUCCAUGGGUUACGUGAAAACGGCUUUCACCAAAAACGGAACCAAAGUGAAGUUUGAAGUCAGGAAGAAAAUGAUCGAUGCUGUCGUAUCCAAAAUGCCCUUUGUGCCAUCAAACUACUUUUCUCCAAAAUAAACUGUGUGUGCUAUGUAUCCAAUUAGGUUUGUUUUGCCUUUUUAUAAGAAUUGAGAAUGAAUUUAUUGUGGAAGGAGAUAGUUUUUUUUCAUGGUGGUGCAUUUGAUGUUAAGCUAUACAGAAAGAAUAUUGUAGUGUUUGAUACAUAAAAGUUUAAGCUACAUGGUUGUAGCUGUGUGAUAUUCUAGGAAUUUUUAAAAGUUUUUUUAAUCUCUCAUGUGUGAAGAGAUCCUGAAAAGGUAUAUAAUGUGUAUGCAAAAAAUGUAUAAGUUGAUGAAUUGUGUGAAUCUCCGUUUAACCUUGAUCUUCAAUUAUUAUCAAAUAUUUUGUAUGGAGUUUUUAUACCCAUGUACAUUUGUUUUGAAGUAGUGCUUGUAAUAUUACAUGUAUACACUUUACUAUGGAGAGGAAAAUUUUACAUUUUACUCUUACUUACGUAUGUCAGGGCAUUAUAUCAAAAUGAAUGAAAUUAACUAAAGUUUACUUUUUGUCAACAUGCAUAAAGUGCUUUUUUAUACAUUAAUAUUCAAAUAGUUAUUUUGAUCUGCAUGUAAGUAGAUCUGAAAUACAGCACCAGCCUAAAACUACUUCAUUUAUUAAGAUAACUAUUUUUUCUGCAUGUGUUGAUAUUCAUGUUUUGAUUCCAAAUAGGUACUAUAUAACAUUGAAUUUUUUGCAACUUCGGAAAAGAUAGCUAUUUAAAUAUCAUGAAAUUAAAUGAUAUAAAACUC